CCUGACGAGGAGAUGAAGGCUCUCGGCGUGUGUGUCCUUGUCUGCUUGGCAAUUGGAGCCCACUGUGCUCCGCUCCUGCCUCCUCUCAGCUCAACCCAGGACCAGAAAGUGGUUGAGACUUACCUCAUGAAGUUCUACGACUUGAAGAACGAGACAGACUCUGACCUUCAUCGAGGUGUCCAUCAAAUGACUUUGAAGCUGAAGGAGAUGCAGCAAUUCUUUGGUCUGGAGGUGACGGGUGUCAUGGACUCCAACACCCUGGAGGUGAUGAAGAAGCCACGCUGUGGAGUCCCAGACUUGGCUGAAUACACAACCUUCCCUGGAAACCUGAAGUGGCAAAGUAACAACGUGACCUACAGAAUUGUGAACUACACACCCGACCUACCACAAUCUGAGGUGGACCGUGCCAUUGAGAAUGCUCUCCAGGUGUGGGCAAGAGUGACUCCACUGCGUUUCACACGUCUCUACACUGGAGUGGCUGACAUCAUGAUCUCCUUUGGACGUAGAGACCAUGGUGAUGGCUAUCCUUUUGAUGGUCCUGAUGGCAUGUUGGCACAUGCUUUUCCACCCUCUGUGGGCUUGGGGGGAGAUGCCCAUUUCGAUGAGGAUGAGACCUUCACCUCACAAUCAUCGUCUGGGUACAACCUGUUCCUGGUUGCCGCCCAUGAGUUUGGUCACGCCAUGGGGCUCUCGCAUUCUACGGACCCCGGCGCUCUCAUGUACCCUGUUUACAGCUACACCGACCCUGAGAGGUUCUCCCUGCCUCUGGAUGACAUCAGGGGAAUCCAGUCUCUCUAUGGCCCAAACCCUGAUGUGACCCCAGAGGAACCAGACCCUGAAAAGCCCACCCCACCAACCACCCCAAAUGCUUGUGAUCCCAACUUGGUCAUUGAUGGGAUCACAACUUUGCGGGGGGAGAUGAUGGUCUUCAAGAACAGGUUCUUCUGGCGUGUCUACCCUCAGAGCAACCAGCCAGAGCUCACCCUCAUCAAGAGCUUCUGGCCUGAUAUUCCCGAUAACAUUGACGCUGCCUACGAGAGCAUCAAGGCAGAUCGUGUGUUCAUCUUCAAAGGUGAGAAGGUCUGGGCUCUGUCUGGCUAUGACGUAGUCAGUGGCUACCCCAAAACUCUCAGCAGCAUGGGUCUGCCAGCAACAGUGAAGAAAAUCACCGCUGCCCUUUACGACGAAGUCUCUGGGAAGACUUUGUUCUUCGACAACAAGUACUACUACAGCUAUGAUGAGACCAAGAGGCAGAUGGACAAGGGCUACCCCAAGCUGGUGGAGAAGAGCUUUGUGGGUAUGCAAGGGGGUGUCACAGCUGCUUUGCAGUACAGAGGAUAUACAUACCUCUUCAGUGGGUCCUCCAUGUAUGAGUUCAGUUCCUCGAGCAAGAAGCUCAUUCGGUUUUUGAAGAGCAGCUAUUUCCUGGGUUGUUAAACCUCAUAUUUCUGUGGAAAAUAGAAAAGAAAACCAGCAACUGUCAACUCUCUUCAUUUUAAAUUAAUAUUUAUUGUUAACAUGAUUGUAAUGUAAUAGUGCACUGCACAUCUGGGGUGAUAACAAGGCCCCAACAUGAAAACUUCAUUGUAUUAAUGUUUUGUCCUCACUUUUUUGCUAUUAUUAAAUAUUUAAUUCUUCUUUACUGUUUUUGCCAUUUUAUUAUGA
Scleropages formosus (Asian bonytongue) is the source of this 1665-nucleotide messenger RNA. Its product is annotated as collagenase 3-like. Lineage: Eukaryota; Metazoa; Chordata; Actinopteri; Osteoglossiformes; Osteoglossidae. The record is from RefSeq and is a predicted model, not a curated record. Gene Ontology annotation, biological process: extracellular matrix organization; proteolysis; collagen catabolic process. The coding region runs from base 13 to 1437 and encodes 474 amino acids. Gene Ontology annotation, cellular component: extracellular matrix. The transcript has 10 exons. Gene Ontology annotation, molecular function: zinc ion binding; metalloendopeptidase activity.